CUCAUCCAAUACUUCCCCAAAAAAUCAUGUGUGAUGCCAGUCAAGGCCUGAACACAUUCACAUGAAGAAACAAGCACAUUUCUUCCAGGAACACCUAUUGAUCACCUAUUGAAAAGUAAAAUAACCAUAUUGAUUUCUGUUUACAAUAUUCAAUUAGGCAGCCCCGGUGCUACGUUUGACCUACAUGUAUAACGCUGAGUAGGUAUAUGUAACACAAGUAGACGGAAAGAAAAGUCUCUUGGCACCAUGCUCUAAACUGUACCGGAUGUCGCCAAUAUUGAUUUCUGUUUACAAUAUUCAAUUAGGCAGCCCCGGUGCUACGUUUGACCUACAUGUAUAACGCUGGGUAGGUAUAUGUAACACAAGUAGACGGAAAGAAAAGUCUCUUGGCACCAUGCUCUAAACUGUACCAGAUGUCGCCAAUAUUGAUUUCUGUUUCACUCUGUGCAAAUCUCCUCUCAUUUCCACACAGGUACAUUCACCUGCGUUUCAUACUCCAGGCCAGCAGGUGGCGGUAAUGCACCAAAUAUAUGGAUGCAAACUGCUGUUUAGAGAAGAAGAAGAAGAAGAAGUACGCAGCUGCGGGCCUGGUCUGCAGUCUGCUCCGUCUGAGACGGUUACUCAAUGCUAUGCUACACGAGGAGCUCCAUGCUAAUGCGACCCUCCAUUCAAAUAUAUAAUGGUUUCUCCUGUUCGCCAGUCGGCAUGAACACAUAAAUACUGUGGAUAUUACGUUACAUAACCGCAGUGAAAGAACGACACUAUGGAGAUGUUUGGACUGCAGUAUAAUGAGCAUGGUUGCCCCCAGUUCCUGUGGACUGGGACCAGCACAGGACCAAGACUGCCCGACCUCCUCCAGAGCAGUGCAUCCACUGCACAGUCAUCGUAAUGGACGUGGCACUAAGGAGGAUUGUCCAGCCGCAGAUGACGCUGAAGAACCGUUACAAGCCGCUAACACCAGUCUGCUUCAGCAGCUUGGUUGAAAUGGAGAUUGGAUGAUGCACUGUGCCCAACUAAUCAUACACGUGAUGCCUUGAGAGGUCGGGGUCAGAUUGUACAUUCACCUGCGUUUCAUACUCCAGGCCAGCAGGUGGCGGUAAUGCACCAAAUAUAUGGAUGCAAACUGCUGUUUAGAGAAGAAGAAGAAGAAGAAGAAGAAGAACGCAGCUGCGGGCCUGGUCUGCAGUCUGCUCCGUCUGAGACGACACUAUGGAGAUGUUUGGACUGCAGUAUAAUGAGCAUGGUUGCCCCCAGUUCCUGUGGACUGGGACCAGCACAGGACCAAGACUGCCCGACCUCCUCCAGAGCAGUGCAUCCACUGCACAGUCAUCGUAAUGGACGUGGCACUAAGGAGGAUUGUCCAGCCGCAGAUGACGCUGAAGAACCGUUACAAGCCGCUAACACCAGUCUGCUUCAGCAGCUUGGUUGAAAUGGAGAUUGGAUGAUGCACUGUGCCCAACUAAUCAUACGUGAUGCCUUGAGAGGUCGGGGUCAGAUUAAUGCGGGAGAGGGACCUACAGAGCAUGUGCAGAAGGGCGCUGCUGCUGACCGUCUGUAUGGUGUCUCUGUGGGGACAACUGAGCAGCGCAUCGUCACACAGAAGCCACAUAGUUCACGUGAAAGAGGGAACCUGUGAGGUAAUUGCCGCUCACCGAUGCUGCAACAAGAACAAGAUCGAAGAGAGAUCCCAGACUGUCAAGUGCUCCUGCUUCCCUGGACAGGUGGCGGGAACAACAAGAGCGGCUCCAUCUUGUGUAGACGCAUCCAUAGUUGCACAGAAGUGGUGGUGCCAGAUGCAUCCCUGCAUGGAUGGGGAAGAGUGUAAAGUGCUGCCGGAUCUCAAAGGAUGGAGCUGCAGUACAGGAAAUAAAGUCAAGACAACCAAGGUCACCCGAUAGUCCUCUGCUUCCAGGAUGACCUUGUUUGAAGCCAGACGUUUGCUUCUUUGACCGAGACAUUUGGAUAUCAUGUGUUUUUGAGGAUUUGUGGAAACCAGGGACCAACAAGGACAAUAACAUUCCCCUCGAACGAGUGGAGGAAGAGGACCAGGAGCAUCAUAUCCAAAAGUAUUCCUGACUUUAGAUCCAGCAUCCACAGUAGCCGUCUCUGAACUAUACUGCCCACUAAAUCUCUCUUUGUGUUAUAGUUUUAUUCCUAUGGAUUAGAAGACUCAACCAUGAAGAUAUGUAUUGACUCAAAGACUAUGGAUUACACCAGAAAAAAGAAGAAAAAAAACAUCCCUAAAACCAAACCAUGUGAUGUGAAACCUUUGUGUUAUUUUCAUGCCACAAAGAGCCCCAGGACUCAUGAUGCAUAUCUGUGUUGAAGAUCUCUUGAGAUCAUAAGCAUUUUUCAUUCCUUUUAGCCUUAUGGAGCAGAGAUAUCUCUUCUGAUUUUGUCUUUGUUGAUUUGAAGCUAUCAAGUGUUCGGCUUUCUUAAGUUCGUUAGGAUGUCGAGUCUUGUUUUUAAAGACGGAAGACGAUGCCACAACAAUGAAACACCGAGAACAUGUGAUGAAGAAGGGUCAACACAGCUGAGUUCUGCCAACUUGUUUAAAUGGUAUCUGUAGUUUUCAUAGCCUGGUGACUACCAUCGAGUACAAAUGUCAAUAUUAUCUCAAUAAAUCUAACUCAAAGAAUA
This is a messenger RNA of Pseudoliparis swirei, 2640 nucleotides long. RefSeq names its product TAFA chemokine like family member 3a (gene tafa3a). Gene Ontology annotation, molecular function: receptor ligand activity. Bases 1500 to 1898 code for a protein of 132 amino acids. The transcript has 13 exons. Lineage: Eukaryota; Metazoa; Chordata; Actinopteri; Perciformes; Liparidae. The record is from RefSeq and is a predicted model, not a curated record.